AUGGACAACGAAAAGUUGAUUUGGGCCGGUUUCGGCCUUCUCACCAUGGUGUCCUUCAUUUGCCUUCAGGGUCCCCUUUUUUCUUCACACGGCCGUCACCCGACGCAGCAGGGACGCGGCGACCGCACAAAUUCGAGGCGGCGCCAUCAGACGUCGUCGUCCGUUGCGCCCUCUGACCGCGUUGGCGCUUCUACAGGCAGCCGCGUGUCAAGAAAGGGGCCCGCGAGCAACGGCCGUUUGGACACAAAAAAAGGCGAUGUUGCUGCUAGACACCAAAGCUCUUCGCCGCCGCCGCGGAAAUUAACUGCAAAUUUUUCUCCUAUAGAAAUGGGCCUGUCGCAUCCGUCUCCGCACAGCAGUAACUUCACUGCGUCCUUGCUCACUGCGAGGCACACGGUGCCCAACGCGCAGGCUACACACACAGGUGCCACACAGGUAGAGAAGGGGAAGGAACAAUCCGUGAUGACGCGUUCAACGCAGACAGACAACGGCAACUGGGAGGAUUUCUGUCGCUUUGAUGCUCUCAGCUCAGCUCCGGCUGGCGCCGAUCCGCUUGGGUGUAUUAGCCCCAUCGUUAGUAAGGGCAAGGACGUUGCCUCGCCGAUUACCCCUGCGGCGUUGUAUUUCAGUCCACCAGAACGGGGGAAUAGCAGGCCUGGCCCUCCGCUUCCACUCUCUUUGGAACUUCGUGUCGAACUGGAGCUAAGGAAACGCAUCGAGGUACUGCAAACGCCUUCGGUCGGAGCCAAAGAGUGGAUUGAGCUGUACAACUUCGUCACACGCCUCCCUCGCGGUGUGCUCCAGUCAAUUUGGACGAAAAAUUCCAUUGGGUUUCCCCUCCCCCCUACGUCUCCGCCGCCAGGUGCCACAGUAGACCCAUCGAAUGACGGAGUGGAUCCUCUUUGGCGGCUUCAGGAUCAUGUCUCGCGCCUUGUGAAGGAUGCCUCCUUUCGACCUCCAAGGAAUGGCCAGUUUUCCCUUUCAGACGACGGGGCAAGUGUUCUUUGGUGUGCAAAGGAAGGGAAGAGGGCGGAAGGACGGGGCAGAUUUGCUCACGUUUAUGUCUCUUCAAGCGAAGACGAGGAGGAUGAGCAAGAUGGCGGCGCCGACGCCGGUGUCGUUGGGCGUGUUGAAAAGGUACUAUUGGAUUGUCGGCACGCGAGCAUGCACUCCGCCUCAAUGCAGUUUCCUGAGGAAUCUACGCUGGCCGCCCCUGAGCCGGUGGACCAACUCCAGGCGGCAAUGAGCAAUCCGUUUGAGGAGCAGGAUGUGGCGACGUUGCUCCGCAGUUUGGUGAACCUACGCAGCCAUGCCUCGUUUGACGCGCUGCGAUGCAGUGGCAUCGAUAUCUCCUUUUCCGUUGGUGUAGCUGAUGCCAUGAAUGAGGCGCAAAGGUUGCUGGAUAGAGCCUCCAUAAGGAUGGCCUCCGUCGGACAGGACAUCUCGCAAACACUGCAGACCCCGCCGGGGUCCCGGCUGAUGUCGCCAGCCCACCGGGGUCUGGGACAGGAAGCAAAGCCGGUCCAGGGGGAGGACCCCCUGACGCCGUCAGCCGCAUGGCGUCCGGGACUUGGUACGCAGAUGGGGCCGCGGUCUGUCCUCUCGCCACGGCACAGCAAAAAGUUAUAUACUGAGCGCUCUGCACCCCGUGGUGGCGCCACCACGCAUGACUUUGAUUGUUUUCCGUACGAACAGCACGACGCCCCUUGUUUCCGCCAAAUUGCGCAUGAAAACGCUGCCGCAGCAACGCCUCACAACGAAGAGCCGCACUCCUUUGUAAGGUUUUUGACCGCCUCAACAAUUCCGUCUGCCGCUUUGGACGAAAAUGAGCGGCAACGCGCGCUGUUUGGGAGGUCUAGGACGCAGACGGUUAUAGAGCAGGUCUCGAAUCUCUCCUCUGAGAACAACACUAGCGCCGGGGGGCGACUGAGAAACAACGUCUUCAACCGCCUCUACACACCUCCCAAAAAAGACCCCAAAGCGUCCUCACAACCCAUUCCACCACUUUCAGGAGGGAAGAAGGCCCCUUUUAACGUUUACGUGUGA
Messenger RNA from Trypanosoma conorhini, 2046 nucleotides. RefSeq lists its product as uncharacterized. The record is from RefSeq and is a predicted model, not a curated record. NCBI's taxonomy places the organism in Eukaryota, Euglenozoa, Kinetoplastea, Trypanosomatida, Trypanosomatidae. The coding region runs from base 1 to 2046 and encodes 681 amino acids. The transcript has a single exon.